This is a messenger RNA of Triplophysa rosa, 946 nucleotides long. RefSeq names its product polyglutamine binding protein 1 (gene pqbp1). The transcript is spliced from 7 exons. Gene Ontology annotation, molecular function: ribonucleoprotein complex binding; protein binding. The record is from RefSeq and is a predicted model, not a curated record. Gene Ontology annotation, cellular component: cytoplasm; nuclear body. Bases 81 to 809 code for a protein of 242 amino acids. Gene Ontology annotation, biological process: alternative mRNA splicing, via spliceosome. Lineage: Eukaryota; Metazoa; Chordata; Actinopteri; Cypriniformes; Nemacheilidae.
UUUCUCUGCGACCGGGGCGCUUGUUUGGCUCCUUUCAAUGAAACGUUGGCUGGAUUACUAACAUAUUUGACAUCAUAAAGAUGCCUCUGCCUCCAGCUUUACUUGCAAAACUUGCUAAAAGAGGCAUCGUGAAACAGUCAGACCACGACGCCGAAGAGGAGAUAAUCGCUGAAGACUAUGACGAUAACAACGUGGACUACGAGGCUACAAGACUUGAGAGUUUACCAACCAGCUGGUACAAAGUUUUUGACCCAGCGUGUGGGCUUCCGUACUACUGGAAUGUUGAAACAGAUUUAGUGAGCUGGUUGUCCCCUAAUGACUCUGCUGCUGUCAUCACGAAAGCAGCUAAAAAACAGAAAGGUGACACUGGACACGAGAAAGGGGACAGCCACCAAGAGAAGUCUGAAAGAGAGAGGGAGCGAGAUAAAGAAAGGGACAGAGAAAGGGAGCGUGAUCGAGACAGAGACGACGUACGGGACAGAGAUCGAGACCGGGACAGAGACAGGGAUCGAGACAGACGCUCGAGGAGAGAUGACAGUGCCCCGUACAGUAAAUCAAAAAGAGGAGGAAGUUGGAAGCCGCAACAAGAGGAAAUGGAUCCCAUGGAUCCCAGCGCCUAUUCUGAUGCUCCAAGGGGCUUAUGGUCCUCCGGCCUUCCCAAACGCAACGAGGCAAAGACAGGAGCAGACACCACAGCAGCAGGACCGCUGUUCCAGCAGAGACCGUACCCCAGUCCUGGAGCUGUUCUCAGGGCAAAUGCUGCGAACGUCAGACGCCUGGAGGAGGAUGACGACGAUGAUGACGACUGAACGGGAACAGUGUCUUAAGACAUGUACAUUCAUUAACUGUUAACUGAUUUUUUAAACUUCAGAAAUGGGUUCAUUUGUAAAUAAACCAUGUGUUGUACAAUUUAAAACAAAAGAUUGUUGAACAUGUCAUACACUUC